Phalacrocorax carbo (great cormorant) is the source of this 2011-nucleotide messenger RNA. Lineage: Eukaryota; Metazoa; Chordata; Aves; Suliformes; Phalacrocoracidae. The record is from RefSeq and is a predicted model, not a curated record.
CCCGUGACCGCCUUGCUCCGGGCUCUCCGGUCCGCCGUGGGUUGUGCUCCGUCCCGGCCCCAGCGGCCCUGCAAGCAGCCGAGUCCCCGUCCCACGGAGCCCGACUCGCAGGGCCUCUCGGUCCGGCUUAGCUCCCACCGGCGCCCAGACCCACCCACGGGUGGAUCUCGCACCGCUGCUCGGCGGGCUCCCGGCGUGCGGCGCCAGGGGGGAGCCGGCAGGGGGCGACCCUCCCGCCCCUUCCCGUUAGGGCCCGCCCCGCCCGGCCGCCAUAACCCGCCUGCUGUCGCCAUGGAGACCGGCCCGGGGCCGUGGGAGCCUGUGUGAAGAAGGAUGCAUGGGACCCGGUUCCAAGUAUCAUGGAAAAGUUCAAGAGAAUACCCUGAGACUUGCUGCUGGUAAAGGGCACAAAGGGACACCUGGAAGCCCCAGAGGACUUGCAGAAGGAAGCCGGAACCCCUCAAGUCACAUCAGAGAGGUCUCUGCUCACAAACCUCCUCUGACUGCCAAUCUUUUCUGUGCUGCUGUCGUGCUGAGUUUAGGAUUACAGCAAAUGGCAGAAGACAGAAGAAGAGAGGAAAUCUCCAGCCCGCAGAUUGACUUUGCCACCGCUCACCAGUGGGGACAAGAAGAAAGGGCAGAAGAAGAAGCCAGUUGCAUUUAUGCUGAGUAAAAAACCACCCUUGCCUUCAGAGACAUCAUCAUCCCAAGAGAAAUACGGAAGUUUUACUCAGAGGAAAUUAACGCUCAAGAAGGCUGAGUUAGCCAAAACCUUGGAAGAGAUCAAAAUUGCCACAAAUGUGGCCAAUCUGAAGAAAAAUGCCAUCGAGGAGCUGAAGCAGCACAGUGCCUGCCUGGCAGAGACCAACUGCCGGCUGAUUAAGGAAAUCCAGCACUCUGAUGACAGCACUGCCAAGCAAGCAAGGGUCUUGCUGCAGCAGUAUGAAGUAUUUCAGAGGGUAAAGGCAAUGGUGCAGACCUUCAAUCAGAAGCAGCUGGAUACAGCAAGGGCAGAGCUCCGGGAGGUGGAAAAAACAAUGGAAAAGAAUCUGGGAAAGCUACAGCAGCAGCUGGAUGAAGUCACAUCGAAGGUACAGGUUCUCCAGGAUGAGCUCAGCAUCCUACGGACCUACAUUGAUGGGCAGUAUCCAGAACAAGCUGUCCAGAUAGUCCUUCUGCAGCGCAGCAUACAGAACCUGAAGGAGCAACAGCAGGGGGAGAGAGACAAGACAGAAGCAAUGGGGAAGGCCACCUUGGCAAAAUUGGAGGAGAACGCACGGGCGGAACAAGAGGCGCUAUUACAGAAAGUUGUGGAGGAGAUGUUGCUGCACCAGGAUGGCCUGAAGCAGAUGGUGAUAAACAAUCAUGUUCUGCGACAUGAAAUACUGAGGGAAAGGGAGAUCAUUAAGGACCUGGAGAAGGAGAUUAGUGAGCUGAAGAGAAGCAUCCAGUCAUUCCGCCAGAGUGCAAGAGACCCAAGAGAGCUGAUCUUUGCUGAUGUUUUCGUUUUUCACCGCAGACCAAAAGACAUCACUAUUUACCCCGGGCUGUGUGUAGGUUUUAAACCCACAGUUGCUUUGGGUUCUGCUUGGGAAGAUGGCUGCAGAGUCUUGUGGUCUUGCCUAAGAGCAGUGAGGAACUAGCCACAAAGCUAAUGUGCUGUCAGCCUUGGUCAUGUCACAUCUCUCUUGUGGCCCUCCCUUUGUACUGCCUGCAAGUGGAGAUUAUUAGUGGCUGCAGCCAGGGACAGUCAGGACCAGCAGAGCUUUUCAAGGCCUUUUUGCCUACACUGACUCUUACUUCAUUGUUGUUUUCACUUUGUAGUUGGGAAACAAAAGGGGGGAAAGGGGGCAGAAGCACCCCUGUCAGGGCAGGACUUGCCCAUCUAGAGCCGCCUUGCUGGUUGUGUGAAAUGGUGGCAGCACUCUGUGAGAACAAAGAUGGGCAGCCAUUUCCCUCAUAUGUAAAAAAAAAUGUGUUGGCAACAUUGGCUGGCAGCAAAAAGGAAAAA